AUGGGUCCAUACCCCAAUGCAUAUCAAAUUGAGGAAAUAUUUGCCACCCGAACGCAACCAGAGAAAUUCCAUGAAUAUAUGGCUGACCCGGUCGACGUGGAGGUUGUUGGGGAAGAUCAUGAAAUCGCUGGCCACUACAAGUCUCUGGAGGAAUUCAACGAGAAAGUCUUUGCGCGGAUCUCGGAUACUGUAAAGCGGGAAAGCAUCAGGCUUGAGAUCAAGCGUGUCAUCGGGGGAGGAGAAAGUGCUUGGGCGGCCGUGGAAUACUCCAGUACGGCAGAAUCCAAGUAUGGUAAAGAUCGAUGGCAUACUUUAAAACUCGUCGAUCUUGUCCGCUUCGACUCCAAUGGGAAGAUUGCGACAAUUAGAGAAUAUUUUGAUACUAGGCUUAUUCACGACUUAGUCCUCGAGCACGAGGCCAAUCAAGGAAAGGAAGAGGAGCAGACUGAAGGUUGA
Molecule: messenger RNA, 456 nt
Organism: Bacidia gigantensis
Lineage: Eukaryota; Fungi; Ascomycota; Lecanoromycetes; Lecanorales; Ramalinaceae
Exons: 3
Coding region: 1-456 (151 amino acids)
Source: RefSeq, a predicted model, not a curated record